AUGAGUUCAAUUAAUCCAGAAGACUACAAUGUCAUCACAGAAGGUAAGGCUAAUAUCUUGUUUCCAAAAACGGAAACAGUCUUUUAUAACCCAAUCCAACAAUUCAAUAGAGAUCUGAGUGUAACUUGUAUCAAAGCUUGGGAUAACUUGUACGGUUCAAAAUUACCUCCAAGCAUUAACAUCAACAAUAAAAGAGUUAAAAAUCAAAACACUGAAAAAGAAAAUGAUGAACCUGUUGCAAAUGAAGAAAUCACUGCUAAAUCAAGAAAAUUAGAGGAUGGCUCAAGAGGAGAUGUUAAAGAUGAAAUCAAGAGGGAAAACAAAAAGGAAACCAUCCCUUAUAUUAAAAUACUAGAAGCUUUAUCUGCUACUGGUUUACGUGCGAUCAGAUAUGCACAUGAAAUUCCAAACGUAAAAGAAAUUAUUGCUAAUGAUUUACUACCUGCCGCAGUUGAUUCAAUCAAGAGAAACGUAGAAUAUAAUAAAGUUGAAGCUAUUGUUAAACCUAAUAUCGAUGAUGCUAAUAUUCUGAUGUACAGAAACAUGGCCUCCAAUACAAAAUAUCACGUCAUUGAUCUGGAUCCAUAUGGAACAGCAACACCAUUUGUGGAUGCUGCAUUACAUUCUAUCGAAGAAGAUGGUUUAAUGCUAGUUACUUGUACGGAUUUAUCAGUAUUAGCGGGAAAUGGAUACCCAGAAAAAUGUUUUGCAUUGUACGGUGGUGUUAAUAUGGUUUCUCACGAAGCUACCCAUGAAAGUGCGCUAAGGUUAGUUUUAAAUCUGUUAAGUCAAUCUGCUGCAAAAUAUAAGAAGACUAUCACUCCAGUACUUUCGCUAAGCAUCGAUUUUUAUGUUCGUGUUUUUGUUAAAGUUAAGACAAGUCCUAUUAAUGUUAAAAACUUGAUGUCCAAUACCAUGAUCACAUACCACUGUACUCAGUGUGGUUCUUACCAUAAUCAAAGCUUAGGACGUGUUGAAGAGCGUACAACGAAGAAAGAAAAAGUAUUCAAGAAAUACUUAGUUGCUAAAGGUCCACCUGUUGAUUCUAAGUGCAAAUUCUGUGGCGGUACUUAUCACAUAGCUGGCCCAAUGUAUGCUGGCCCAUUGCAUGAUGAAAACUUUAUUAAUGAAAUACUUCGGAUUAAUGAAGAGGACCACACUGAUGAUACAUACGGAACGCGUAAAAGAAUAGAAGGUAUGGUUACUUUAGCCAAAAAUGAGCUUAAAAAUUCGCCGUUUUAUUUCAGUCCAAACAAUCUUUCAUCAAUAUUAAAAUUACAAGUUCCACCGUUAAAGAGAAUUGUGGCCGGUUUAGGUUCAUUAGGCUAUAAUUGUUCAUUAACACAUGCACAGCCUUCAUCAUUAAAGAGUGAUGCUCCAUGGGAAGCUAUAUGGUAUGUUAUGAAAGAAAGUGAUGAGGAGAGAAAAAAUAGAGAUGUCGAUGCAAUGAAUCAUAAUACUGUAGGUUAUAGAAUUUUAAAUAAUAUUGAUAAAUGGAUAUCAAAGGAAGAGCAAGACACUAUUAAUGAAAAGUUGAACUUCGAGCCAAAUGAACAAAGUGGUAAAAUUGAGAAAUUAAGAAAAUUGAAGAUUGUGAGAUAUCAAGAAAAUCCAACAAAGAAUUGGGGUCCAAAAGCUCGUCCAAAUUCAUCAUAA
Molecule: messenger RNA, 1656 nt
Organism: Tetrapisispora phaffii CBS 4417
Lineage: Eukaryota; Fungi; Ascomycota; Saccharomycetes; Saccharomycetales; Saccharomycetaceae
Gene: TRM1
Product: tRNA (guanine26-N2)-dimethyltransferase
Exons: 1
Coding region: 1-1656 (551 amino acids)
Biological process (GO): tRNA N2-guanine methylation
Cellular component (GO): nucleus
Molecular function (GO): RNA binding
Source: RefSeq, a predicted model, not a curated record